Drosophila bipectinata is the source of this 2946-nucleotide messenger RNA. Its product is annotated as RNA-binding protein 5-A. Gene Ontology annotation, cellular component: nucleus. NCBI's taxonomy places the organism in Eukaryota, Metazoa, Arthropoda, Insecta, Diptera, Drosophilidae. Gene Ontology annotation, molecular function: RNA binding. Gene Ontology annotation, biological process: mRNA splicing, via spliceosome. The record is from RefSeq and is a predicted model, not a curated record.
AAAUGGGCCAGCGGGUCCAAUCAUUAUGUGAAACAUUCAGAUAAUUACCAUCGAUUUGCAUUAGAUAGUCGCAGAAUGGAUUCUCGAUUCGGUCGAGGGGGAAAUGGGAAUGAUUCCAGAUACCGAGGAUACAGUCGCUCUCGAUCCCGAUCUCGGGAAAGGAGCCGGGAGCGUGGUGCUUACAGGCGACGAGCUUCCAGGUCCCGAAGCCGAGAGAGGUAUUCCCAUCACAGGCAUGGACAUAGUCCGGACCGCGAUCUCUACCGGGAUCUCAUCGACGACGACUACAAAGAUGAAGAGCGUCCGACAUCCCGGAAAACCUUCGAGCGCCAGAAUUAUAACGAGGACUCCCAGGAUCACCGAGAUCAUGAUCAGCAAAAGAGGCGUGACACGUCAUGGAGUCAUGAUGGAGAUUCUAGGAACCGGAACAACGACGAUUACGAAAAAGAUUCUGAACGCGGAAGUUACAGAGGUCGCAGUGGCAGCAACGGCAACCGAGCUCAGGGGAAGGAGCGUGAAUCUCACUAUUCUUCGGAUGACAGUGAAGGCACUGAUGAGGUACCAGGCCGGAUGUGGCCGCACAAUGGGCAAAGCACCGAAGCUCUUAACAAUAUAAUCAUUUUCGGUCUGAAUAAACACAUCACGGAAGCAGAUAUUAUGGCCGAGCUUGUCAAAGUUAACCUACAACCGGCUUCGAUACGUGUCAUGAGGAAGAAACCAACAGGUGCCUCACGCUGUUUUGCAUUUGUCGAGUUUAAAACCGUUGAGGAAGCGAAACAAUGGAUGGAUAUAACUCAGGGUGUGCUCCAGUUGGGCGACAAUCGCGUAGCCAUGCAGUACAGCCACAAUCGAACCUCGGAUUGGACUUGCAUAAAGUGUGGUGCUAGCAACUUUAAGAGACGUUUCCAGUGCUAUAUGUGCAGCGCCGCACGGUCUGAGAGCGAGAAUUCUUUCUCCGCAGCAAGCGAGGGCAUCGACGAAGUCAGCCGCAUCCUCACAAAAAAGAUUAUGCUCCGCAACCUGGACGCGCUAACAAAUGAGGAGGGCGUGCUAACUGCCCUCCAAAAGCAUUUGCCCAAACUGGCCAAAACAGUCAGCAAGUUGGUGAUCAGUAGGGACACCUUGACCCAGGCAUCUAGGGGUAUCUGCUAUUUGCACUUUGACACCCUCGUAGACUCGAUGGAAGUGUUUAAUGGGCUGACGACGUUGGACCCGCCUCUGAAACUGGAUGAUAGAGAGGUUAUCAUAACGUAUUGUAUUGACAUCGAAGACCGUAAAGUAAUUCCUACUGACCUGAAUUCUAAUGCCUACAAGUCCUUUGGCCACAUUGCAGCAGUGGCACCUUCUGGAGUCACAGGCAACUACACCAUGGAAGAUGUUCCACGGCUAGCAGAGUAUAGUGCUUCUCUUUAUGCCACUAAUCCAGCUGAGCACACCUACUUUUUUCAAUACUAUUCUGAUUAUUAUACCGCUGAAAUCCGAAAACACAGUAAUCCAGUUGAUCCCAACUUGACAGAGGCCAACUCUGGAGCAGCUGUGGCUCUCUCCGCAAUGCAGCGCAACCGGAAGAGGAACUUUGAGCCAGUGACCUCGGCUCCAGCUUUGCCGAAGGCCGAAGUGAUCGUUGCCCCCAGGGGAAACGAUGGAAAAGUGUACCCUACUCCCGAUGUGUCCAAGUACCAGUUUGACGAGACUUCUGGUUAUUAUUACGACGCCACUACUGGCCUUUACUACGACGCCCACUCGCAGUAUUACUACAAUAAUGAGACGGGCGCCUAUCUCUACUGGGACCAAAAGAGGCGAACCUACGUUCUGGCUACGCCAGCCUCCACGCAGGCAGCUCUGCAAGAGGUUAUCGCGGAGGCGGAGGCUAAAGAGGAGGAGGCCAGGAAGGCCAAAGAGAAGGAGAAGGAAAAGGAGGGUGGCAAACAAGACAAAGUUAAGGUAGCCAAGAAGAUCGUGAAGGACAUGGAGAAGUGGGCCAAGCAGCUCAAUCAGAAAAAAGACUAUACGCCGGUGGUCGCGCCGCAACCCGUACUGGAAGGAAGCGAAUGUCCCAGCACUUCUCGAUCUACACCAGGGGUGUAUGCUGAUGUGGGAUUUUCGAUACUUGAGAAAAAGGAACGAGCGAAGGGCGCCGAAGGUGCAGCACAACCUGUUACUCCUGUAAUCACUAAGCUGGUGAAUGCCUAUGGGGGAGCUUCGGAUUCGGAGGAGGACAAUACAGGAGCUAAUCAGAGCUCACAAACAUUGGCUGGAACAGGGGGACGUGGUUUUGAAGAGACAGACUACGUCGAUUUUCAAAAACUUACCUGUCUGCUUUGCAAGCGUGCCUUUCAAUCACAGGAUAUACUCCAGAAACAUUUAAAAAUGUCAAAUCUUCAUAAGGAGAAUCUAGCGAAGCUGCAACCAAAUCAAGGAGGAGCUAACAACGAUGAGGGCUUCUCCUACCGUGACCGGGCCAAGGAACGGAGAUUGAAGUAUGGAGAGAGUGAUCCUCCGCCUCCGAACCAUAGCCGAGAGCGCUUCGAGCAGCAGAUAAAGACCCUCCAGUCCUCCUCCAGUGUGGCUGCCACUGCAUCCUUGCCCAUCAGCUCGAGCAACGUGGGUAGUCGUCUGAUGCAGAAAAUGGGCUGGUCAGAGGGUCAGGGACUGGGUAGAAAGAAUCAGGGUCGUACUCAAAUAGUUGAGGCUGAGGGACGAAGCAACAAUGUGGGCCUGGGAAACAAGUCGGGUAAACUGACUCCUGGCGAUGACUACAAAUCCUACAUCAAGAAGAUGAUGAGGCAGCGCUAUGAUAAUGCUUGAGCCUUUCAAUCUAGUGGCUUAUUAAUAAUUUUUCUUAGAUAUAUGUAGAAUUAUUUAGGCAGUGGUUACCUCACCUACCUUUAGUUUUUUUUUUAGAAUGUGUUUUGAAGUUAAAAUGUAAAUAUUAAAUAAAAAAUG